AUUGGGUGAUAAAUGGUCCAGGUUGAGUCUUAGAGCUUUCUGAUAAAAAACAGAGUGGGUGUCCUGCUUUUUCUUGGAAGGAUCUUGAAGCUUGUUGGCAUCAUGAUUCCAAAUUGGUUUGAACACAUAUUCCGCCCACUGGUACUUCAUACACUUUGGAUGGAACUCUAAAAGCAAAUGCACUUCAUGUUUUGAGGCUGUUUGUGCUGAUUCUCAAAACUCAAAUAUUAUUGAUUUCUAAUAUUUUUUUAUGUUUCAAGGCUAUUUUUGCAUGACACACACAAAUUUCAUUAAUUCUAGCCCACUUCUACUUUCUUUGCUUUAAGUGCUUCCUCAAGGUCAGGAUAACUACCGACCAGCAAAGAUAAAUCAGAGUCCACAAUCAACAAAUUUAUCUUCUAAAAGCUACAAAAAAUUAAAAGAGAGGGUGAAGACACUAACAACAGUAGACAAUUGAUUAAACUGCAAGAGAACAAAUCGUGCUUCUCCUCUGAAUGACUGGAGGAUCCUCUGAAACAUCUACCUUGGCCAAAUAAAGGGUUGUUUGGUUGUUUUCAAGUAGUUUUGGAACCAAGUUUUUCAUGGAUCCAUCAGAAUUUUUGUCAUCACAGAAAGAAAGAUAAUUUUUUCCAUUGAAAACCGUAAUUAAAGGACCAAAGACCCCAGAAUUUUCCUCAAUAAGUUCAAAUUCACAAAGACAUCUGGAAUAACCUCUAUUCAUAUUAUAUCUAUAAUUUUAAGGAAACAAACUUUAAUUCAUUUCUACCAUCGCCCAACAAAAAGACUUAGAGGCAAUCUAUACUGGCAGCGAACACAAUUAGGGGUAUAGAGAUUUCCUUACCCUUUUCCUUGAUUUGUGCAUCAUUGACUGGAUCUUUAGUGCCCAGAACACAAACUUGACUAGAAAGAAAGUAAUGAGUGUACUUGGUGACAAAAAACCAUGGAACUAUGAAGCAAGACUUACUAACAAAAGACUGACAGCGGAUACAAUUAGACAGGAUACAAUUAGACAGCUCAAUUUCAUGGACCUUUAUCCUAAUACAGAUGCUGUGUCUUACUCUGGCAACUCAAUCUCAUGAAAUUCCUCAGUGGUGAGAUCAAAAGCAAGGAUGAAAGGUGGUGUGUUGUAUCUGGAAUCCCAAUAUGCCACCUAAUUCAGCACACUUCCAACAAGCAGACCUUGUGAUGUGCUAUAGCUACAGAUCCCAGUAUUAAAGUAAGGACUUGGAGGACUAGUUUUGUGUGUGAUUUGAGGGCUUCCCUGGACCAGAGUCAUACCCAAAUCCCUGUAGAAAAAACAUACUAUUAGAUUCCCGGCUUCUAGUGAAGGAUAGUUCCCUGUGGCUUAAAGCCAAUCAGGCCAUUACAUGUACCUCUUAUAAAAAGGUUGUUGCCUUCCAAGAUUGCAUCCGGGACAGGUGCUCUGUCAAGCUGGUACUGGAACAAUCCAAAUCCAUGGAGUAGACACUGUGGACAGUGUGUCUGGCUAUGCCGACAAAAACCAGGACUCCCCUCUUGAUUUCAGAUAUCAAGGAACACCAUGACUAGGAGAUACAUCAGAUAAUCAACCAAUAAUGUCUAUAGUUUGGCAGCUAUCAAUCACUGGAAUCCCUGAACUGUAAUCUUUACCUCAAUCUGAUCACAGGGUCCAUCUAUUGUAACUGUCCAUCCAUCUGGUGUUGAGAAAACUCUACAUGAACGCAUACAUGAAUUGAAAGGGUGGUAUGGAGACAAGCAGGGAAAAAUGUUUUGGGUUUGGGUGGAUCCUGUAUUAUCUACACAUAAUGGUUCAAGCAUCACAUGGCUGGUGGAUUUCAAUAAGUGGGAGCCGUGUGGUAAUGUGCGGUGCUGUUGUGUAACCCCUGAAAAGAUCAAUGCUAAUCCGAGAAAGCUAGAACAUUAUAACGUGCAAACCAACUAUUCAAAAUGAUUUGCGGCUACAAGGAUCACAUGGGUUCAUCAGGAUGCAUGUACAACAGACGUGGCUGCAAGGAUCAAAAAUGAAAGAGCAUUCAGCCUGGUUGCUCUAGAUUGAUAUCAGAUACUAUCCCUAACCAUUCUGGUUCUAGAGUAUUCAGUAUUCAACUGAAGUAUAAAUGUACUAAUAAUGCUAAUAUUUCAUUUCUUAUAUAUAAAACUAUACAUAGUCUCAGGAUACCAGAGAUCAUUCCCUUAACCUUGAAUAAUAUUUCUUUAGGGUU
Messenger RNA from Rubroshorea leprosula, 2201 nucleotides. The record is from the annotation of a GenBank genome assembly. Lineage: Eukaryota; Viridiplantae; Streptophyta; Magnoliopsida; Malvales; Dipterocarpaceae.